Molecule: messenger RNA, 2069 nt
Organism: Molossus molossus (Pallas's mastiff bat)
Lineage: Eukaryota; Metazoa; Chordata; Mammalia; Chiroptera; Molossidae
Gene: CEP72
Product: centrosomal protein 72
Exons: 12
Coding region: 1-1917 (638 amino acids)
Biological process (GO): regulation of protein localization to centrosome; spindle organization; centriole replication
Cellular component (GO): centriolar satellite
Molecular function (GO): protein binding
Source: RefSeq, a predicted model, not a curated record
AUGGCGCCGGCGGGGCAGCGGUUGGUGCUGUGUGAAGAGAAGAUCAGGGAGAAGAGCGGCUUCUCCCCUCACCGCGAUCUAGCUGAACUUCGGGCAUUAUCUAUUCCUGGAACUUACCAAGAAAAGAUUACUCACCUAGGAAAUUCUUUGAUGAAUUUAACAGGUCUAAAAUCUUUAGAUCUCUCACGCAACUCCUUGGUUAGUCUAGAGGGCAUUCAGUACCUGGCUACAUUGGAAAGCCUCAAUCUCUACUACAACUGCAUUUCCUCGCUAGCAGAAGUGUUCCGGCUCCACUGCUUGACUGAGCUCACGGACGUGGACUUCCGACUGAACCCUGUGGUGAAGAAUGAGUCUGAUUACCGCCUCUUUGUUGUGCACAUGCUUCCAAAGCUGAAGCAGCUGGAUAACCGCCCUGUGAGAGAGAGCGAGCGGAAAGCAUCCCAGCUGCAUUUUGCUUCAGAGGAAUCACUCGACACCAUACACAACUUCCCAACUGCUUGCAGAGUUGGAAGGCUGAACCAUUCCAGAACUAAGUGCACUGACCCCUCAGCCAAGAAGUGCUUGAUCAUGGAUGCAGAUGAUGAGGCAGUCCUGAACCUCAUUGCUGAAUGUGAGUGGGACUUGAGCAACCCUCCUAGGAGUACAAGUUCCAGCCAGAAGGAGCGAGAGGAUGACUUCCAUAGUUCCCAAGAAUCCAGACAUCUGUUGAGUCCUCACUCAGUGCAGCACCAGUGUGGGGAUUCCAUAAAGAAUGGCCAUGAGAAGAGAAAAAGCAGCUGCAGAGGGUGUUGUCCAGAAAAGAGAUUUCAGAACCAGUACUGUGGAGAGCUCCCGCCGCAGCAGGAAGACCAGCCUGAGGCCUGCUGCUCCUUUGGGCAGCACGUGCACUUCCCCCCACCCCCAGACUCCACAGACGCUGAGGACUCAGCUUCCUCUUCUCAGAAGUCAAGUUUGUCAACACAAAAGGUCUUAAAUCCUUUGCCUGCUCUUGAAAGGUACAGGAAGCGAAGAAUGCCUGGUGGGAGAUUCCAGGCGCCUGCAGACCAGGAGUGUCUUAGCUGCCUGGAGGAGAAUCUGAGCAGGCAGAACAGCUCUGAGGGCAGGAGCGAAAGGACCUUUUCUCACUUGGAGGCAUCUGAGCCUGAAGAACAGAGGCCCCACAGCACGAGCGGUGCCAGGGAGAUGUCUCCCAAGCUGCACUCAGCUAUGCCACCUGGGAAGAAGGCCACCCUAGAGAUGGCACUCCUGGAAGCACUGCUCGACCUGGUGGACAGGUACUGGAGUGGCUGCAAGUCCCUGCAUAGCAAUGAGGUGUUCCUGGCUCAGGCAAGACAUAUUUUGUCAUCUGUUCAAGAUUUUACAGCAGCUCAGGACAAUUCAACACUUGUGAAUGAAGAAAUUGGCUAUCUGACUCUUGAAAAUAAAUCUUUGCAAAAUCACCUUGUUGAACAACAGCAGCAGUUUAGUGAGAAGAUGAGUGAGGUUGUGUCGGAGCUCAACAACACUCAGAAGGAGAUGGAUGACUUGAGGCAACGUUUAGACAAAUCUUUGGAGGAGAAUAGUAGCUUAAAGUCUCUUUUGUCCAGCAUGAAAAAAGAAGUAAAAAAUUCAGAUGCUUCAGCUGCGUUAAAUUUGCAGAUCACUGGGCUUCAGACAAACUUGAAGAGGCUCUCCAAUGAGAUCGUGGAGUUGAAGCAGCACCUGGAGCACUACGACAAGGUCCAGGAGCUCACACAGAUGCUGCAGGAGAGCCACAGUUCCCUAGUCAGCACCAACGAGCACCUCCUGCAGGAGCUGGGCCAGGUGCGGGCUCAGCACAGGGCUGAGGUGGAGCAGCUGCACUGGAGCUACAAGGAGCUCAAGAAGACUAUGGCCUUGUUCCCGCUCAGCAGCACCCGCCCUGGUGGCUGCUCCUAAACCUGACCUUCCAAGUUGUGUGGCGUGCAAGUGUGUGUUCUUUACCUGCUGUGUUUGUUGCUGAAAGUUGUCUCUUCUGUUUGCAGUUAAUCUUGUGAGUUCUCAACUGUAUUUAGGCCCACAGCUCAGUUUUCUAAAACAUUCUAAAAAGA